Molecule: messenger RNA, 2312 nt
Organism: Salvelinus namaycush (lake trout)
Lineage: Eukaryota; Metazoa; Chordata; Actinopteri; Salmoniformes; Salmonidae
Gene: adck1
Product: aarF domain containing kinase 1
Exons: 11
Coding region: 103-1671 (522 amino acids)
Biological process (GO): mitochondrion organization; lipid homeostasis
Cellular component (GO): mitochondrial inner membrane
Source: RefSeq, a predicted model, not a curated record
GUUUAAUCUAAACUAUAAACAAGUGACGGGAUGAGAGGUCGAAGCGAGAAACCGGUUGAAUAACAGCACGGUUGUACGUUUGGCUGUGAUUAAGUGCCUCCAAUGGCUGGCCGGCUGCUGAAAGUGUCAUCUGUUGCAGCGGCAGUGGUGGCGUCGUCAGGCUUCUACCUCUACAACAACAAACAACUGGACCCCAAUGACAUCAGCCUGGUCCGCUUCGGGAGGGCCGCAGCUACGACUGCCGUGAUCAGCUAUGACUACAUGACAUCUCUGAAACAUGUGGAGUAUGGAUCAGAGGAAUACUGGGCGCUCAAAUCCCAGGUGCACCGUCGGUCAGCUGAGAGACUGCGUAACCUGUGCUGCGCCAACCGAGGCACCUUCAUCAAGGUGGGUCAACACCUGGGAGCCCUUGACUACCUCCUACCUGAGGAGUACACCUCCACCCUCAAAGUCCUGCACAGCAGAGCACCGCAGAGCUCUAUGGAGGAGAUUCAGCAGGUCAUCAGAGAAGACCUGGGGAAGGAGCUCUCUGAUCUGUUCAUCUCCUUCGAUGAGAAACCCCAGGGCGCAGCGUCGCUGGCCCAGGUCCACAAGGCAGUGUUGCAUGAUGGUAGGACGGUGGCUGUGAAGGUCCAACACCCCAAGGUCCAGACACAGAGCUCUAAGGACAUCGUGGUCAUGGAGGUCCUGCUGAACAUGGUCCACUGGCUGUUUCCAGACUUUGCCUUCAUGUGGCUGGUGGAGGAGGCUAAGAAGAACAUGCCUGCAGAGCUGGACUUCCUCAACGAGGGACGCAACGCUGAGAAGGUGGCGGUCAUGCUCGCACACUUCCCCUGGCUCAAGGUACCUAAGAUCCACUGGGACCUGUCUACCAGGCGGAUCCUGACCAUGGACUUUGCCGAGGGAGGCCAGGUCAACGACAGAGACUAUAUGAGGAGACACGGCAUCAACGUCAAUGAGAUUUCUCAGAACUUGGGGAAGAUGUACAGUGAGAUGAUAUUUGUGCAUGGCUUCGUCCACUGUGACCCCCACCCAGGCAACGUGUUGGUGAGGAGGUGUCCCAACACCAAGAAGACUGAGAUUGUCUUACUGGACCACGGCCUGUAUCAGAUCCUGCUGCCAGACUUCCGGCUAAACUAUUGUCGUCUGUGGCAGUCCCUGAUUAAGGGGGACCUGAAUGGGAUCGAGAGGUACAGCCGAUGCCUGGGUGCGGGGGACCUCUACCCCCUCUUCGCCUGUGUCCUCACCGCACGCUCCUGGACCUCUGUCAAUGCAGGCGUCGGCAACACCCCCGUCACACACUCUGAGGACGUGGAGAUCAGGUCGAACGCAGCUCUCUACCUACCCCAGAUCAGUGACCUGCUGAACCGCGUGCCCCGUCAGAUGCUGCUGCUACUGAAGACCAACGAUCUUCUCCGAGGCAUUGAGACCACCCUGCAGACCAGAGCCGCCUCCUCCUCCUUCAUCAACAUGUCCCGAUGCUGCACCCGGGCUGUAGCCAGGCACAAGCGGAGCAAGGCGCAGUCGAGGGCACGCCGUCUCCAGAUCACCAUGUCGGAGUCUCUGACCCUUUGGCAAAUCAGCCUGUACGAACUGUUCCUGUGGGUCAAGGGCUCAACGCUAGGAGGCUGGGUCGGCUCACUGCUCAGCUGUCUACACUACACACACUGAUCGGAGAAGAGAAGCAACGACGCAGACACGCAUGAAGACACACACACACAGUUACAGACAGACACAUACACACUUAUGGGCAUACGCAUGCACACACACUUAGUGUACACACGCAUACCCUCACACUACGGCGUACACAAAUAGGGCCUUUGGGAUGCAGAGUCAUGAAGACACACCAACAAAACUUGACACAAAUGCAUACGCGCAAACACACACACAGUUGACACACACACACACACACGCACAGUCAGGCAAUCCGCUCCAAACGCACGGAGACAGUAUAACCACUGUGCAAACUGAUGGAUAGACAGAGGUUGGUAUCAAUAGAAGAGACAGACAGAAAAGAAAAUAGAAAAGAAAGUGACUGGGUCAAUUGUCUGGUACUGCUCUGCUAGUCCAUUGGAUGAAGAGGGAAGUUCAGGAGCAGUUUGUGCUCAGCCAUGACUAUCCUACGGAGUGCUGUAAGUGAUUGUUGUGAAUACAUGUACUGUCAAAUAAUAUCAGUUAUAUUUUCUUUAAACAAAGUGCCCGCUGAAUGUAUACUGAGCAAAAAUAUAAACGCAACAUGCAACAAUUUCAAAGAUUUUACUGAGUUACAGUUCAUAUAAGGAAAUCGGUCAAUUGAAAUUAAUUCAUUAAAC